AUGGUAAACACGGUAGAAAACACACUAAGCAUUUGUAUCAAAAAGCAAAAAGAAGAAUCUAAAGAAAUUUUGUUACUUCCAUCAAAAAAGAGAAAAUGUGAUGAUAAUAUUCUUAAUAGCUCAAAAUCUACAAAACAUUCUGAUACAAUGAAAAAUAAAUGCAGUAAAUGUAAUAGAAAACUAAAUUUGGUUGGCUGCUAUAAAUGCCGAUGUGGAAAUAAUUACUGUAAUAGGCAUAGAUUUUAUGAUCAACAUGGAUGUACUUUUGAUUUUAAAAGCUUGGCAAUGGAAAAACUUAUAAUUAACAAUCCUAAAUUGCAAAAUAAUCGUAUAGGAGAUCAAUAA
Vairimorpha ceranae is the source of this 345-nucleotide messenger RNA. RefSeq names its product an1-type zinc finger protein 6. The transcript has a single exon. NCBI's taxonomy places the organism in Eukaryota, Fungi, Microsporidia, Nosematidae. The record is from RefSeq and is a predicted model, not a curated record. The coding region runs from base 1 to 345 and encodes 114 amino acids. Gene Ontology annotation, molecular function: zinc ion binding.